AUGCUGCUACGAGAGACUGUGAGCGUUGUGCAUCUAUUAUUCCUCUUUCUUAACCUCAGUUCGGAUGGCGAACAUGCGCUUGGUAAUUUUCCAUUCGUUCUCAAUUACAUUAUCUUUAAGUUCCGUAUGGCCAACCAAUUCACGGAUUUGAUUAACGAAUCACCUAAAGCCAGUUUGGAAGUAGGUAAUUAA
Messenger RNA from Phytophthora nicotianae INRA-310, 192 nucleotides. RefSeq lists its product as hypothetical. The record is from RefSeq and is a predicted model, not a curated record. The transcript has a single exon. Lineage: Eukaryota; Oomycota; Peronosporomycetes; Peronosporales; Peronosporaceae. The coding region runs from base 1 to 192 and encodes 63 amino acids.